Molecule: messenger RNA, 1333 nt
Organism: Zea mays
Lineage: Eukaryota; Viridiplantae; Streptophyta; Magnoliopsida; Poales; Poaceae
Product: protein G1-like7
Exons: 1
Coding region: 378-1007 (209 amino acids)
Biological process (GO): response to light stimulus; mRNA transcription
Cellular component (GO): nucleus
Source: RefSeq, a predicted model, not a curated record
GGCGGCCGUGAGCCCGUGAGGGUCACCCACCCAAGUGAAUGGGACUUGUAGGCGUAGCUCCCAUCAGGCUCUUCAGCCCGGGUCACCUUCCCUCCGCUCAGAACACCAGUAACAUUCAUCCCCCUUCCUCCCCGUCGCUCUCCGACGCCGCUCCCUUGUCUUUCCAACGUCACAUCCCGAUCCGCCCGUCGCGGCCCCCAGAUCUCUCUCUGCUUUAGCGCAACUCGCGCUCCGGUGCGCGUCCACUCAUCGCGAUCGCCUGCUCGACCGAUCGAUAGCUCAAGCACGACGAGAGGAGAGCUACCUAUCGCAGUUGCGCGUCUUCCUUCUUGCUCACUCUCAGUCUCUUGCUCGCUCGCCAGCUCUUUCCCACUUGCAUGGAUCCCUCCGGGCCUGGCCCGUCGUCGGUCGUGGGGGCAGGAGGCGGCGAGGCACCGGCCGUGGCGCCGCAGCGGCCGGCGCAGCUGAGUAGGUACGAGUCGCAGAAGCGGAGGGACUGGAACACGUUCCUGCAGUACCUGCGGAACCACCGGCCGCCGCUGACGCUGGCGCGGUGCAGCGGCGCGCACGUGAUCGAGUUCCUGAGGUACCUGGACCAGUUCGGCAAGACCAAGGUGCACGCCGCCGGGUGCGCCUACUACGGCCAGCCCGCGCCUCCGGGGCCCUGCCCGUGCCCGCUGCGGCAGGCGUGGGGGUCGCUCGACGCGCUCAUCGGCCGCCUGCGCGCGGCGUACGAGGAGAGCGGCGGGACGCCCGAGUCCAACCCCUUCGCCGCGCGCGCUGUGCGGAUCUACCUGCGCGAAGUGCGCGACUCGCAGGCCAAGGCGCGCGGCAUCCCCUACGAGAAGAAGAAGCGCAAACGCACGCAGCAGGCGGCCGCGGAGGCUUCGACGAGCUCGUCAGCUGCUGCUGCUGCCGGCGGGAGCGGGAGCGGGAGCGGCAGGGCUGCUGCUGCUUCGUCCGCCGCUCAGGCUGGAGGGAGUAGCGCUGCACCGAGCACCACUUGAGAUCGAGUACAGUAGACCUGCAGAUCUUGUUUAAUUAUCGUCUCCGCAUCGCAAGAUUUGAGCUUUCAUUCUACUUUUGCUCCACAUAUGCUGCUUGCUUCUUUCUUUCUCUCGGCAGUUUCAUCCUUUUUUUGUAACGUGUUUCUGAAUCUUUUUUCCUUUCCGAUUUAUUAGCUAGGUCAGUAUAUGACUAGCUAGAGAGUUCGUAGUAGCAGCCGAAGGGGGGUGAAUGGGCUGAUUAAUCAGUGUGACUAUGUGUUCAUGAUCUGAUACGCAUAUGUGUAUAUAUAUAUCCUUGGUAAAGCAAGCUAGGACGAUUUGAGGCA